Molecule: messenger RNA, 906 nt
Organism: Perkinsus marinus ATCC 50983
Lineage: Eukaryota; Perkinsozoa; Perkinsida; Perkinsidae
Product: cathepsin C, putative
Exons: 9
Coding region: 1-906 (301 amino acids)
Cellular component (GO): lysosome
Molecular function (GO): cysteine-type endopeptidase activity
Source: RefSeq, a predicted model, not a curated record
AUGUCAUCCGAUCCAAUGGUCAGUGGCAACUGGACGAUGGUAUACGAUGAGGGAUUUGAAGAACGUCGACGAGGGCGCACGGCACUACAUCACACGUCUUUGGUAGACUCGGAGCUGUCGAAUACAGAAGGCACACUCCCCGACAGUCUGGAUUGGAGGAACGUUGAAGGUGUGAACUACAUUGAACCCGUGAUGAAUCAAGGCUCCUGUGGAUCAUGCUACGCGAUUGCAACUAUGCGCAUGCUGUCAGCCAGGCACAAGAUACAUACCCGAAAUAUCACUGCGGUCCCAUGGAGCAUAUCGUAUAUGUGUGUGAAUUUCCCUCUGUACUGUGCCGAGUAUAACCAAGGCUGUGAUGGUGGAUUCUCCUUCCUAACGAGUAAAUGGUCUUCUGAUGUCGGCCUCUUACCAACCUCGUGUGCCGAAUAUACAGCAGAGAACGGGAAGUGUGAGAUAACAUGUGAUCCAUCCUCUUUACCCAAAUACCGGGUAUCAAACUAUCAUUAUGUUGGUGGAUACUAUGGUGGCAUCACCUCCUCAGCCCAGAUAAUGAAAGAAUUGGUCGAUGACGGCCCUCUUGUGGUGUCUAUAAAACCAGCACAUGACAUGAUGUACUACAGAAGCGGAGUUUACCGAAGCGACCUGGAACGAGACAGCUAUCAUCGUCCCGAAUGGGAAGAGGUUGGCCAUUCCGUCCUAUUGAUAGGAUACGGCGUAGAUAAUGGGGAAGAUUAUUGGCUCAUACAAAAUUCCUGGGGUCCUGAGUGGGGAGAAGAUGGAUACCUACGUUUAGCUCGAGGUAUGGAUGAAUCUGGAGUUGAGAGCAUAGCAGUCGCGGCGGAUGUUGUUGAGGAUCGAAGACCUCUAGAUACGUUCAAGAACUUCGAGAUCAAGCCAAUUGAAUAA